Molecule: messenger RNA, 2459 nt
Organism: Antechinus flavipes (yellow-footed antechinus)
Lineage: Eukaryota; Metazoa; Chordata; Mammalia; Dasyuromorphia; Dasyuridae
Gene: SLC38A11
Product: solute carrier family 38 member 11
Exons: 12
Coding region: 184-1593 (469 amino acids)
Biological process (GO): amino acid transmembrane transport
Molecular function (GO): amino acid transmembrane transporter activity
Source: RefSeq, a predicted model, not a curated record
UGCCAGGGGGCCCCCGUGAGGUGAAGGGAACAGUUUCCUAAGGUUUUCGCUCUGGGUGCCCAAUAGUUUGGAAAACUGUCCCUGUGGGAUGAGGGAGUGGCUGUAGGAGGAGGCGGCUUCAGGGGUUGGGGCAAAGGCAGACCAGGGCUCCAAGCAUUUGACCGAUGUGCCUCCCUCUCCAGCAUGAACCUUGUCACUUCUGCACCAAUGGGCUACCAGGGACAGCGACCUUGCAUUUCACUGAAGAGAGAUCUAGAUGACAAGGAAGCUCUGGUUCCUGAACAUAAACAAAAAGAAAAGGGAAAUUUUCGUCAGUCCUCUGCUAUUUUUAAUGUUGUCAACUCAAUCAUAGGAUCAGGAAUAAUAGGGUUACCUUAUUCAAUGCAGCAAGCUGGUCUUCCUUUAGGGAUACUGCUUUUAUUGUGGGUCUCUUAUGUGACAGACUUUUCCCUUGUUUUAUUGAUAAAAGGAGGAGCCCUUUCUGGAACAGAUAGCUAUCAGUCUUUGGUUCAUAAAACAUUUGGCUUUUCAGGGUAUCUACUCCUCUCAUCUCUACAAUUUUUAUAUCCUUUCAUUGCUAUGAUUAGCUAUAACAUAAUAACAGGAGACACUCUAAGCAAAGUUUUUCAAAGAAUUCCUGGAGUUGAUGCUGGUAACUUUUUCAUCAGCCGACAAUUCAUUAUCGGGCUCUCCACACUUGCCUUUUCCCUUCCUUUAUGCUUGCACCGGGACAUAGCAAAGCUGGGAAAGGCAUCCCUUAUUUCUGCAGUUUUAACUGCAGUGAUCCUGACAUUUGUAAUCAUUAGAGUAUUCACCCUCGGUCCAUACAUAUCAAGAACAGAAGAUGCCUGGGUUUUUGCAAAACACAAUGCAAUUCAAGCAAUCGGCAUUAUGUCAUUUGCAUUCAUCUGCCACCAUAACAGCUUCUUAGUUUAUAGUUCCCUGGAGGAACCCACAGUGGCUAAAUGGUCUCAUGUCAUUCAUGUGUCAAUGGUGAUUUCUGUAUUUAUCAGUGUGCUAUUUGCGACUUCUGGUUACUUGACAUUUACUGGCCACACACAAGGAGAUUUGUUUGAAAAUUAUUGCAGAAAUGAUGACCUAAUUAACUUUGGUCGAUUUUGUUAUGGAAUCACUGUCAUUUUGACUUAUCCAAUUGAAUGUUUUGUGACCAGAGAGGUAAUUGCCAAUGUUUUCUUUGGUGGGAAUCUUUCAAAAAUUUCCCAUGUUAUGGUGACAACACUCAUCAUUAUUAUGGCCACACUAGUGUCACUGCUGGUUGAUUGCCUUGGGAUCGUUCUGGAGUUCAAUGGUGUCCUCUGUGCAGCUCCACUUGUUUUUAUUAUCCCCUCGGCUUGUUAUCUGAAGCUCUCUGAAGAAAGAUGGAUCCACCCAGAUAAAAUUAUGUCCAGCGUGAUGCUUCUUAAUGGUGUGGUUGUGAUGGUAGUUGGAUUCAUCAUGGCAGUUCUGCAUCCCCAAGAUUGCAGCCAUGGACAGGAAAUGCCCUAUUGCUUUUCUACAAAUUCCUCUUUCUUCAAUACCUCAUCUUCUCAUCAAACAACACAACCUCCUGUUUUGAAUAUCAGUAUUUUCUAGUGAUUUAGUUGCUAAUAAAAAUGUGAUAAUGUUAUAUUUUUAUGUGACGUAUAAAUUUUGAGUUGUGUAAUUGUAUUCUGCUCUGUUCUUUCUUACUCUUAUUUUAGGAGAUACCUUUGAUACCCCAGCCUUUAUUCAAAUUUCAUUUUCUUUUCUAUUAUGAGACCAUGCCAGUAAUUUGAAGAAGAAAACUUGAUUUUUUUUAUAGUAGGUCACAAGUCUUAGAAUGAUUAUUAAAGAUAGAAUAAGAACAAGACUUUAAAAUCUACUAACUCCUCUCAAAUUAUAUUUUCCUCCACCUAAUAUGUGAGCUAAUACAAUGCUCUCUGAAAUGGAAUGGAAUGUAAGAUUGCAAUUCUUUACAUCAUCAUUUAAAAUUUUCAAGAUCUAGUCUUUAGAAGGAAAGGAAAAAAAAAGCAAAGGCCAACAAAGAUAUAUCUACAUUGAAAGUAGAUAAGAUGGAAAUACCCACUAUUACACCUCCUUUUCAGUAAACUGAUAAAAUAAACUAACUACCUGUUCUAUUUUGUGUCUUUCUAGAACAUGAAUAUCUUUUCUGCCAGACCUCUCUUCUUCCUAACUUUCUUAUGACUGUUAAGGUUUCCAUUAUCCUCCUUGUCACCCAAAUUUGAAAGCUGGAGUUCAUUCUCCUUCAUUCCUCACAUUUGUCCCCUGUCUGAUCUGUUCUAAUGAACCGUCAAUUUUACUUUUUGUAACAUGUUUGAUCUGUUCUUUUCUAUAACACACUUGUCUCAUACAGGUCCUUAGGCCUGAAUUACUGCAAUAGCCUUCUGUUUUGUUAGUCUUGCCUCGUCUUUUCCCUGUAAUCCAUCCUCUACUCACCUAUUAAAGUGACUUUCCCAAAG